AUGGCCGACGAUCCCCGUGGCAUCGACCACACUGAUUCCAUCGACUCCAACGAUGGCCCGAAGCAGCCGGACAAGAAGAAGAGUCGUCGACCAGCGAACACCGCGUUCCGACAGCAGCGCUUGAAGGCCUGGCAGCCCAUCCUCACACCCAAGACCGUCCUGCCCCUGUUCUUCACCAUUGGCAUCAUAUUCGCUCCUAUCGGAGGAUUGCUGCUCUAUGCCAGCGCCCAGGUCCAAGAACUUCGACUCGAUUACACCGACUGCACAGAAAAAGCCCCCGAUCUCUCCAGGGAUGGCGGCGGCUACAAGUCCAUGCCCGGCGACAAUGUCCAGACUGCCUUCAAGAGCUCUAAUAGAUCCGUGAAUGCGAUGUGGGCGCGCGAGACCAACAUCACCGUCACCCUCGACAACGGCGUCAGGGUCAACGAGACAAACCGGUGCCAUCUCAAGUUUACGCUGCCCGAGGAAAUGGGCCCUCCCGUCCUCUUCUACUACCACCUCACCAACUUUUACCAGAACCAUCGUCGCUACGUGCUCUCGUUUGACAGCGAGCAGCUCAAGGGAAAGGCUCGCUCGUACGGCGACAUCAAGAACGGUGACUGCGGCCCCCUGUACGGAGACUCCAAGACUUCGAAGCCCUAUUACCCCUGCGGACUCAUCGCCAACUCCAUGUUCAACGAUACCUUCUACAGCCCCGAGCUUGUGACUGUUCCGGCCUCGAGCAAGCCCAAGAAUGAGAACGAUACCUGGACCUACGACAUGAAGACGAGCAACAUUGCCUGGGGAAGCGACAGGGACCUGUACGGCAAUACCAGCUACAAGCCUGACGACGUGAUCCCCCCUCCCAACUGGCAUAAGCGCUACCCGGACAACUACACCACCAAGAACCCCCCGCCGAACCUGAAGGAGUGGGAGGCUUUCCACGUGUGGAUGCGAACCGCCGGCCUUCCCACUUUUAGCAAGCUGUACCAGCGCAACGAUACCCUUGCCAUGUGGUCCGGUACCUACGAGCUUCAGGUUGAUGAUCACUUCCCCGCCAGCAAGUAUGAAGGUACCAAGUCCAUCAUUAUCACUACCAAGACCGUCAUGGGAGGCCGCAACCCCUUCCUUGGAAUCGCCUACGUGGUCGUCGGCGGUGUUUGCAUCUUGCUCGGUGCUGUCUUUACAGUGACCCAUCUGAUCCGCCCUAGGAAACUUGGUGACCACACCUAUCUUUCCUGGAACAACGCCCCCGGCGCCAAGUCCGGCCCUAGCACAGCCGUCGCUUCCGGCCGUGAACUUCGUCCUGGCGAGGCUUAG
Fusarium keratoplasticum is the source of this 1299-nucleotide messenger RNA. RefSeq lists its product as uncharacterized. The record is from RefSeq and is a predicted model, not a curated record. The coding region runs from base 1 to 1299 and encodes 432 amino acids. NCBI's taxonomy places the organism in Eukaryota, Fungi, Ascomycota, Sordariomycetes, Hypocreales, Nectriaceae. The transcript has 6 exons. Gene Ontology annotation, cellular component: endoplasmic reticulum; Golgi apparatus; plasma membrane.